AUGCUCCAUUCUCACGCGUCCAAAGCGGCCUCCUCAAUCCGACCUACAGUCCUCCAACCUGACAUCUGGGCUUGUUGCUCCCGCCAGCAACGCUUAUUCACGAACCUCCCUGUCUCUCUUACCGAAAUCUUUCCUGUCAUUCAACAUCACUCGUCUCCCCUUGGUCACUUUCGUAUCUCGAUACUGACUGACUGUCCAUGUCAUACACGCACCUCGGAUAACUCACCUUCAACUUCUGCCUACUCCUCUUCACCCGCUCAAAACCCGCCCGGAGCUGCUCCGCGACUCCUUACCCUCGUUGCCAUCGACCUGGAUCAUCAAGGAGGCACCGAAAUCACCCAUUACCUCGUGGCAGAAGGGUCCCAUACGGGCAUCUUCCUGGCCGUCACUUCGAGCCUGGCGGGCGCUCCUCACAAGGGUGCUUCUCGGAGAAUUGCCAUUGUACGAUUCAAGUUACUGGGCAGUUGCGAACCCAAAUAA
Messenger RNA from Colletotrichum paranaense, 480 nucleotides. RefSeq lists its product as uncharacterized. The transcript is spliced from 2 exons. The record is from RefSeq and is a predicted model, not a curated record. NCBI's taxonomy places the organism in Eukaryota, Fungi, Ascomycota, Sordariomycetes, Glomerellales, Glomerellaceae. The coding region runs from base 1 to 480 and encodes 159 amino acids.